GGUUGAUAGUUUUGCCAUAUUUUAGAAAAUAAAAAAAACACAUUAAACUCAAGUUCUAAGAUAUCCAAGUUUAAGGACAGCACAGAAUUUGGCCAGCAUGCAUUUGCAGGAGUACCUCAGAAACGACGAAAAUGCAUCCGCGCCCGACGAUGGAAAUCAAUCAUGUCAGCCUUCUUCCAAUCAAGAUCAGUACCUAAAUCCUAACCGCAAUUGCCAGAAAAACCUGUUGAGGCUUUACCCACCACCCCCAUCUAAACCACCGCCGCUCAUUGGUGCCAUCCUGCAAACCCGUCUUCUACAUCAGAUAAGCCCGUCCGCAAUCGCAGAAGCGGAUGCAGACUUGAAUGCAGUAGGGGAGCUUCUAUACCCAAAUGUCCUGCAGCGGUCAGCAACUUUGCCAGCAAAACACAACCGCUUAGGGGUUCGAAGCCGCGUGACCUUUAAGGUUCCUUCGUCUAAACUCCCUGCUCACGAUUCGUAUUCUCAUCAACCCCGAAAUCAGGUUGCAGUCGCUGAAAAGGACGGAAUAUUGGUAGACGUCAAGGCGAAAGAGUCCGUCAAGAUGACUUCUGAGGAUUUGCUGCAGCCAGGUCAUGUUGUAAAGGAGCGUUGGAAGGUUGUCCGUAAAAUUGGUGGAGGCGGCUUUGGAGAGAUAUACGAGGGUCAAGAUCUUAUUACCCGUGAACAAGUCGCACUUAAAGUAGAGUCCGCCCGCCAGCCUAAGCAGGUGCUGAAAAUGGAAGUCGCAGUUCUUAAGAAAUUGCAGGGAAAGGAGCACGUAUGUCGAUUCAUCGGAUGUGGGCGGAAUGAUCGAUUUAACUAUGUGGUGAUGCAGCUCCAAGGAAAGAAUUUAGCUGAACUCCGACGCGCUCAGCCGCGAGGCGCAUUUUCGCUUAGUACAACACUUAGGUUAGGGUUACAAAUUUUAAAGGCCAUUGAGUCCAUCCAUUCAGUGGGAUUUCUUCAUCGUGAUAUUAAACCGAGCAAUUUUUCUGUGGGUCGUUUGCCUUAUAAUUGUCGACGCGUCUAUAUGCUUGACUUCGGAUUGGCGCGUCAGUACACCACUGGCACAGGGGAAGUGCGGUGUCCAAGAGCUGCUGCAGGUUUUCGCGGCACGGUUCGUUAUGCUUCUAUUAAUGCGCACCGAAAUAGAGAAAUGGGACGCCACGAUGAUCUGUGGUCAUUGUUUUAUAUGCUCGUUGAGUUUGUAAAUGGGCAGCUGCCAUGGCGAAAAAUUAAAGACAAGGAACAAGUUGGGUUGACAAAGGAAAAAUAUGACCACAGAAUACUGUUAAAGCAUUUGCCGUCUGAUUUGAAGCAAUUUCUGGAGCACAUUCAAUCUCUUACAUAUGCAGACCGCCCAGACUACGCGAUGCUUAUUGGCUUGUUCGAGAGGUGUAUGAAAAGACGUGGGGUCAAAGAGUCGGAUCCAUAUGACUGGGAAAAAGUGGAUUCCACUGCAAUUGGAAACAUAAGUGCAACAGGCAAUCCAUCAAUUCCUAUAAAAAACGAUUAUAUGCACGGAAAUAUUACGCAAAUGACGGUGGCAGCAUCUAACGCAAGUGGCACCGAAUACAUACGAAAGCGAGCCGAAAUCGAAACCGCUCAUAUAACUGCGACCGAUCCCCUUAACAUAAAAGAAAAAGUUGAUAAAAACUGCAAUGCAACUUCACUGGCACAGCCAGUAAAAGGAUCUGGCGAAGCCCUGAUACAACAUGGUAAUACUGCAAAUAAUCAAAAUAUCACAUCAAAAGGACUGCAACAGCCAUCUACGUUAACAAACUCCCAAGUAGCCAUACCAAAUAUCCAAAGUGCACCAAUCAAGUCAUCAAUGAUUGAAAGAGAGGAUGUACAGUAUACGAAGCUGGAAGAGAGGGGACCGACAAAAUUUAUGAAACCAAAUGGAGAGUGUGAUAAUGUUGAUAUUGCUGCAAAGUGUGUUUUUGAUCAAAAGAACGUUGAAUCAAAUGACACUGACAUGGCUGGCAGAGCUUCCUUAAGCGGGAUCGAACAGCAUCAAAAGUCGCAAAUAAAAAAACAUAAUUCACCAGAGAUUACUAGUAAGCACAUACAGAGGACAGGGGCAGUAACAAACGAUAAAACCUCUGAAGUCAAUCGGUCAACGGAGGAACAAAAAUCUACGUUUGGGCGACUACGUGUGCUAACAGCUCCGCCAAUGAGUGUACAUGAUCUAACAACGGGUGGAGGCCAUAGCCAACAAGUGUCAGAUUUAACUGGAAAACAAGAUCCAUAUGCUGCCACCACCAAUGCUGCCCCAAUAGGUAUAAACAGCACGUCUACAAAAUUUGGCAGCCAGCAUGGUCAAAUUUUUGGACUGGCAGCCAUGCCGCCGAUUAAUCGCCGUUCUGCAACCUCUACAAAUUUACGGCCAUCUUCCUCGGCAAGUCAAAGGGUUAAUAGUGGGUCGGCAAUUGGAGGAGGAGUUGGUAACGGAAGCAACACUGCCAGAAGUAGCGUUGCAGGUGACCAUUCGGUCACCCAAUUUGCUUUAAUAGACGACGAGAACGUUUCAGCUUUGCAGCAAGUAACCAAAGGAGGUGCUCUCACGUUGGCAUCGCAAUGGAAGAGUCAGUUCGAUGAUUCCGAGGAUACUACGGAUAACGAAUGGAAUAGAGAACACCAGUUGCAACCCAAUUUGGAGCAAUUGAUUAAACUGGAUAUUUCAUUGCCCUUAACUGAAGCCAAACCAUUUCCGCAAAAUGUCGUCGCUGAUACAGGCAAAUUAAUUAAUCCUCCAGCCGAAGCAAAGGAGAGACCGAAUAGGUACACACUAAACAUAACUGGAAUUGAGAAUUAUGAAGCUUUGAGAACCUCCAUACCAAACUGCUGGUCCGAGCCUGCAAUGGGUAAUGUAUUACGAAAAGGCUUGGAGCCUCCGGCUGUGCAACAAGCCGCAUUUGAUGACACAGUAUAUCGUAUGGAUAUUGCGAGGAAUGUCUGUGUGCGAGAAACAUAUUCGGAAAUCACUCAUUUGGCUAGGCCCAGCACUUCGUCGGUUUUAAGGAAUAUACUACCAUCUCCUUUUAAAAAUGAUUCAGCACUUCAACAUAGUACGAAUGACAGUAUAGAUAAAUCGAGACAUCGGAACAGCCUUCCCAAUGUUUCAUUUAACGAUAUUUUUGACGACCUACAAAUGAAACUAAAUUCCGGCGGAAUGCUUGCUGAGGACGCUAAAAUGCCUUGGCGAGUACAGACUAAGGCAUGCCAAGAACAAAACUUAGAUUUAGGAUCUGUGAUCCAGGAAAACCACGGUUGCAUUAGUGGGCGACUAGAAAUUCGUGUUAUUCCCAAAGAUACCUCCCAUCCGGAUGAUUCUGUUUACUAUGAUGCAAUGGGAGCUGUUAAAAAUACUCCAACCGCUAAUGAAGGACACGACCAUUCUGAUCAAGCCGUUAAUAACUGUGAUGAAAUAGAGGCAACAUCUGCCGUAAUAACUUUCCCAAAAAAAGCAAUCAGCAAAAUUAUGUCACCACCGGGCAGGGAUGUCACCGAAGAGCGAAUCGGAGCUAGUUUAUGUAGCCUCUAUUCUGGGGGGGUCAAUAAACUAAAGUUAAAUGGAAACACUGCCACCAGAACUCAAUUUAAAAAAGGCAGCACUGACGGUUUCGGCGAGAAUGAGUCAGGAGUUGAUUUUCCGCUGUUGAAUCCAAGCAAAAUUCCAGUACGCCAAUCAAAAUGUGCAUCAUGGGCAGGUGCUGAAUUUAUAAGUGCAUCUAAGACACUUGAGUCCGUAGACGUCCCACAGGAAAUCCCUUACCAUCCACAGUCUGAUACGACUUAUUCUGUAAUGGAUACUAUACCUGUUCGGAAAACCACUUACUCCAUUGCUUUAGAAUGCCCUCCUAAUAUAUCAGAUCUUACACCAGGCUUACGUCGGCGUAGAGAAUCAACUGAAGGAAAGUAUGUCACGGACCCAACACAAUUGCCACUUAAAUUCCAAAGACCUCGAUCUCGAACUUCUAGCAGAACCCGUGGCAUUCCCAAUGCAAUGCUUGAAAAUUCUGAUGAUAACGAGACUGUAAUGAGCGCGGAAAAAGCUGGACAUGGUCAUGUCGUCAAAAGCGCAGGAGUAAAUAAUUUUACAACUAGUGAAAAUUCUGCUGACCUACACCCUAAAUGCACCAUUUCACCACCACCGGGGGAUCCAAAAAUUGAAAAUAGUGCGCGUCUUCGUCGUUACAGGCAUAAUAUAGACUAAUCGUAUAACUUCAGGCUAAGUAAAGUAUGUAUAGGCUCCAGAGCAGUGCAUCAUGGUGGUUUAAGUAUAAAAGCUGUGUGACAAGUAGAAACAUUGGCAAUUAAGUUCUUUAUUCAGUCAAUAUUCAAUAUUCGUUUUCAGCAUUUUUUUGUAGCUAGAAACAAAAUGUCGUAUUUUUGCCUUUUUCAAUUAAACAUUUAUGUUACCCAUAAACGGACACAAUAGGUUUUAUACGCGUUCGAAAAUAACACUUGGAUUUACCCAAAUUAUAACCUAAUAGAUUUUUGUCCAGCUCCAAAAUUGGAUACUAACAUGCAUUUUGGUUCCAAAAAUUUAUUUUUGGUGCUGAAUGUAGACCUUCUAAGCUCACAGCGGACAGCCAUUGCUAGAUCGACUCUGUUGCUGAAGAAUACAUAUAUCUAAAUGCACUUUCAGGGAAGGCCUGUACAUCACCUUCACAGUUGCAAGGGAAUACUAACUCAAUUUAGAUAUUUAAACAAACUUUUGUUUGUCAAAUGGCAAUAUAUCCCAACGCUCUGUAUGCUCUGUGGCCAUUCAUUUCAUUUAAAUAUAAUUUCCGUCCUCGGGCUUACUUAAUUUAAUAGAAAAAAAACUCAUAAGAUAAUUUCCACAAACCUAAACAUGGUGUUUAUAUUUACAAGAUAAGAAUUGUGAAAACACAAAUAUUGGAUGCCUAGACCGAUUGCUCUAUUAUAUAAAUUAGAAUAACGUAAUUUAAAAGUCAUGGAUUAGGACACAUUGCUGUACUUAACUGAAAUUUUUUUGUUUAUAUAUAAUAACCUCUGCAAUAAAAUGCUCCAAGUUUUUCAAUCUAUACUUCGUUAUUUAGUUUUACAGCUUUUUUCAAUGAGCCUAUCGUAAUUUUAAUUUCCGGAAUAUGUGCAAUUUUUGUGUGUCCUGAACCUUGAAAGUGAUUUUUAUAGAAAUAAGUUUUUAAAUUUUAUUUAAGAAUAUAAAAUAUGUUAUAAAAACGUUAUUUAUUUAUUGUAUAUACUCGCUAUAAUUUUAAAAGUAACAGAUAAAAUUAUACUCUAAAAGUGUAACAUUACAUUUAAUAAUAAAGCGUUGGCAGCAAUUGUUCUUAAAAACAAGGCAAACCAAAUAUAAAAGUUAAA
This is a messenger RNA of Drosophila mauritiana, 5355 nucleotides long. It is a transcript of the gene Asator, whose product is annotated as tau-tubulin kinase homolog Asator. The transcript has 14 exons. Gene Ontology annotation, cellular component: cytoplasm; nucleus. The record is from RefSeq and is a predicted model, not a curated record. Gene Ontology annotation, molecular function: protein serine/threonine kinase activity; ATP binding. Lineage: Eukaryota; Metazoa; Arthropoda; Insecta; Diptera; Drosophilidae. The coding region runs from base 98 to 4219 and encodes 1373 amino acids. Gene Ontology annotation, biological process: signal transduction; peptidyl-serine phosphorylation.